UAAAAGCAGUCAUGUCUUGCACUUCCUCCUUUCAGAAGAGAAGCUCAGUUUGUACAUCUGUGAGAGUUUGAGGUUAGCUAGAGAACAGGUCAAAGACGUGUGACAGUUUCUCCUCUUCAGUACAGUAACGUCUUCACUGUCAGCAGCACUUAAACUGUUGCUCAGACCACUUGACCAGCAUGGCUGUUUGGAAACUGUGGUUUGUUCUGCUUCUGCUGCUACCUGCGUAUAACAACAGCCAAGUGACUUUUGUGAAAACCACUGGGAGAGAACCAUAUAUCACUCCGAUAUGCACCAAUGAAACACUGAAUAUGCUCACACUUAUAAUAUGUAAGAUCAGAACAGAGAGGAGCAGAGGAGAAGAGUGUCGCUUAAUGUAUAAAUAUGGACAGGACUUUGAGAAUGAAUGUGACUCCAGGUUCACACUUAUGAAAAAGAAUCAGACUAUAUUUCUUCACCUGACCAGUUUAACACCAGUGGAUAGUGGGAACUACAGCUGUGAGUGUAUAUAUCCUGGAAGAACAGAUACUCUCCAUCUUCAUAUCACUGUGGAAGUAAAUUCCAGUGCCACUGUAGAGGAUGAAGAGGCCACAAGUUCCACAAAAAUAUCAAUUGCCAGUGCUGCUGUUGGUGUGACUGUAUUCAUCAUUAUAACUGGAGUUAUCCACAGAAGAAAACAUCACAGAAACUGUUCAAGAACAGACACAUCUGGAUCAUCUGUAUGUAAAUCUCCCGGCUCUUUGGAUCCAGAUGACCCAGAUGACCCCUACACAAGCCUUCAGCAGCCAGCAAAUGAUCUCUACCAAACUAUCUCCUCAAUACACCAUCAACAUGACGCCAAGACAACUUCAGCCAGCAAUAUAAUGGAGCUGGAUGAUCAGGAAAUGGAUGGAAGAGAGACUGAUCCAAGUUGGGAAAUCUAUGAAAACACUUGAACCAAAAUUGAAGAGAACAUAAAUAUGUAACUGUCUGAUAUUGUUUCCCUAAAUAUUGAGAUUGCACAGAUUCAGAGGUUUUCUUGACACCAUGAUAACUGUUUAAUUUCUGACUUACAAGAAAAACAAAUUCACACCUCUCUAUCUUUAUCGUCAUCACACAGCAAGAAAACACAGGACUUCCUGCGUAGAUUCACUACUUGGUCAUAAGAGAUACGUGUUUAAUGGAUUGUGGUGUGAGUCUAAUAUAUCUCAGGUUCAACCACAACAGCUUGUUAAUGUAGUUAUUAGCAUUUUAAUUUGUUCUUGCACGCUGUUUCAUGAAGCUAAUAGCUAGAAGUUUCUAGUUACAUUCUUCAAUCAGAUAGGAUUGACAUUUUCCAAAAGCUAACAGCAUGAAACCUCAACAUCUCUGAUUCUUUCUUGCUUACUGCUUACUUGUUACUGAGUUUGGCUAGUUUGUUUAGAAAUGCUCUGUCUAAAACUGUUGCAGUGGCCGAUAAAAUCAACAAAUACAAUAAAGUAUGUAACAUAUAACUCCCUCUUCUAGUAUCACUAUUUUUUUUUAACACACAGACCUUGUUAUGAGUAAUGUACCUCACAUCCUUCCUGAGUUGGAGUUUCAUCACAAAAGUUGAGGCCAUUUUCUGAUUCUUUUUAUUGAUGUAAAUUAAAGGAAUUUGAGAAUAAA
This is a messenger RNA of Thunnus maccoyii (southern bluefin tuna), 1626 nucleotides long. RefSeq lists its product as uncharacterized. The transcript has 5 exons. The record is from RefSeq and is a predicted model, not a curated record. NCBI's taxonomy places the organism in Eukaryota, Metazoa, Chordata, Actinopteri, Scombriformes, Scombridae. The coding region runs from base 180 to 935 and encodes 251 amino acids.